Fukomys damarensis (Damara mole-rat) is the source of this 900-nucleotide messenger RNA. RefSeq names its product ferritin light chain (gene Ftl). Lineage: Eukaryota; Metazoa; Chordata; Mammalia; Rodentia; Bathyergidae. Gene Ontology annotation, biological process: intracellular iron ion homeostasis; iron ion transport. The record is from RefSeq and is a predicted model, not a curated record. Bases 215 to 742 code for a protein of 175 amino acids. The transcript has 4 exons. Gene Ontology annotation, molecular function: ferric iron binding; ferrous iron binding. Gene Ontology annotation, cellular component: cytoplasm.
GCGUUCUUACUCCAGCGGCGCUUCUGGAGGUCUCGCGGAUCUGUCUCUUGCUUCAACAGUGUUUGGACGGAACAGACCCGAGGACUCCCACUUUUUCACCUUCUAUCCACCUGCCAGCUACAAGUUUUGGGACCAUCAUCACCUCGCCCGUCUCCUGCUUCCAGGACCAGCCAUCACCGUUCUUUUGUGGGUAGCUCCUUAUUGCUGACCAGUCAUGACUUCUCAGAUUCGUCAGAAUUAUUCUACAGAGGUGGAGGCCGCCGUCAACCGCCUGGUGAACCUGCACCUGCGGGCCUCCUACACCUACCUCUCCCUGGGCUACUACUUCGACCGUGACGAUGUGGCUCUGGCGGGCGUGGGCCAUUUCUUUCGCGAGUUGGCCAAGGAGAAACGCGAGGGCGCCGAACAUCUCCUGAAGAUGCAGAACCAGCGCGGUGGCCGGGUUCUGUUCCAAGACGUGCAGAAGCCUUCUGAAGAUGAGUGGGGUAAAACCCUGGACGCCAUGGAAGCUGCCCUGGCCCUGGAGAAGAACCUGAACCAAGCUCUUCUGGAUCUUCAUGCCUUGGGCUCUGCCAAGACAGACCCCCAUCUCUGUGAUUUCCUGGAGAACCACUUUCUAGAUGAGGAGGUGAAGCUCAUCAAGAAGAUAGGUGACCACCUCACUAACCUCCGCAGGCUGGCAGGUCCCCAGGCUGGGCUGGGCGAGUACCUCUUCGAAAGGCUCACCCUCAAGCAUGACUAGGAGGCCCCCGAGCCUAGUGGCCUCUGAGCGGCUGCUGCUCACCAGCAUCAGGGCUUGGGCCUAACCCUCUCCCUCCAGCCACUAGGCAGCUUUUUCACCUCUGGAGCCCCCUCCAAAAUCUUGGACCAAAAGAAAAUAAAGCCUUUUGCAGCACCUGG